Molecule: messenger RNA, 929 nt
Organism: Aspergillus alliaceus
Lineage: Eukaryota; Fungi; Ascomycota; Eurotiomycetes; Eurotiales; Aspergillaceae
Exons: 2
Coding region: 163-753 (196 amino acids)
Source: RefSeq, a predicted model, not a curated record
AAAUAGGUUUUAUACCUUUUUUGUUUCUUUUCAAUUUUCUAUGAACAUAUAGGACAACGGAAUCCCUCGCCACGUCAAUUGUUGCCCAACAUAAAUUGAUUUACUCGAUCCGACCAAAUUAGCUAGUCUGAGGGACAUACCCGACCAGGGAAACGGAGAAUCAUGUCGACUAAGCGCCCCCGAGACCGUGAUGCAAAGUCCGAAGAACAACGCACCACCGAACCGCCGGUAAAGAAGAAGAAGGGAUUUUCUGUAGGACCUGCAAAUCUGCCUGAUGGUACCUAUCGUCGGAAAACCCAGAAAAUUAAAGCCGACCUGAUUCAAAAGGCCAAAGUUAAAAAGGCCUACGCCAAGGUGCAGGCCGAGGAACUCGCGGCCGCACCACGCAAGUCAGUCUACGAGCUAGCCGAGGAAAAUGCAGAGCAUAUACCGCACCUAGAACCGGCCUCCCUGGAAUUGCACCCAGACCGCCAGGCGAUGCUGGAUCAACCACAGCCCGCGCGCACGACAGACCAGGAUGGCGAAGGUCGUCGGAAGCGGAAGCCCAAGCGGUCUGCUUUUACGAAAGAGAUGGAGAUUGCGGAGAAGCGCAGACAAGAGGCGCAGAAGCGCCGAGAAGAGCGCGAGCUUAGACAAAAGGACCGCGAAGCGAUGGCGAGGGCUAGACGACCAGACCAGCAAGGUAAGAGGAGAUUAGGUCGUGAAAGCCAUGUGUUACUGAGUCGGGUGCAACGGAUGGUCGGCCAGUCGUAGAAGGGAGGAGUUGUUCGCAGAAAUAGGACGUGGUGAUGGAUCAAAAGGUUUCCAAAAUGAUACCCACUGGAAUCUUGUUUAUGUACGUUCAGUUGUACCUGUAGUGCUGGAUACCAAAAUUCAAUUAUAUCUCAUUAUUUACUACGCUGGUGUCUUUGGCUCGGUCCGAGUUCUUU